CACACACACACACACAUGCGCGCGCGCGUACUCCACUCUACUGUACACUGAUGGAGCCGCUCAUCUGUAGCAGUCCCGGCUCCACAGCUCCGUGACAGAGACACGCUGCGGCUCCGCGCCGACGCUGCCAAACCAUUAACCGUCGGACGAUGGCAAGCCCCGGCCACAGCUGAUCCAUAAACCUGUGCGCACUGCAGAUCGCGUCCCGUGGACUUUCGAAACUGAAGGAAUGCGUCGCUGCACUGACACGGCGUAGUAAAGUAACAGCGGGAGGUCAACUGGAGACGCUGGAGGCUUUCGCUGCCAAGUUUACGCACUGAAUUCGCCGUCACUCGCGGUGCGAGAAGGUUUUUCUACGUGAAUGAAUCAAUGACGCCGCUGCCGAGACCCGUCACGAGAUAUUCAGCUGCGCGUGUGAAAUGAUCGAAUUCUCCUCGUAGAAAGGAGACUUUGUCCAGACAGACCGUUUUCGGAGACAUUUUUUUUUUUUUGACGUGAGUCCAGCGCAUCAAUUAAAAAGCCAAGACAUCACCAGAGGGGGACUGGAUAAUCGCGAGAUCCGCUUCAAAUGCGGAGAAACAUGUGAAGACCCUUGCGAAGCUCUGACCUGAAAGUUAGCCUUCAACAAUAAAAAGGCAAAGGUCUCUGCCCCUCAUCCAUUCUCUCUGAAUCCUCUGCACUUCCCCUCGCAGUCCCAUUAAACCAUGGAGGGCCGACGGGCUACAAGCAGGACUUUGUCACCUGACCCCAGUGUAGGAGCUUUUGCUACUUUGCUAGUCUCCUGUCUCUUAGCGCUCCCUGUCUUGUGCAGCGGGCAGACACUCAGUAGUUUCCACCCUGAACGUCGGGACUGGGUCUUCAAUCACCUGACAGUCCACCAAACCACAGGGGCACUGUAUAUUGGGGCGGUCAACCGUGUGUACAAGCUCUCGGGCAAUCUCACCCUGCUUGUUUCCCAUGAUACAGGCCCAGAGGAUGACAACAAGGCCUGCUACCCGCCUCUGAUUGUCCAGCCAUGUUCUGAGCCCCUUGUCUCUACCAACAAUGUCAACAAGCUUCUCCUCAUUGAUUAUUCCCAAAAUCGUUUGCUGGCUUGUGGCAGCCUCUACCAGGGUGUUUGCAAACUUCUCAGACUGGAUGACCUUUUUAUCUUAGUGGAGCCAUCUCAUAAGAAAGAGCACUACCUCUCUAGUGUCAACCAGACUGGGACCAUGUAUGGGGUCAUUGUGCCUUCACAGGGCCAGGAUGGGACCCUGUUUAUUGGCACGGCAGUAGAUGGAAAACAGGACUACUUCCCCACCAUCUCGAGUCGAAAACUGCCCCGUGACCCAGAGUCUUCCGCUAUGCUAGACUACGAAUUGCACACUGACUUCGUUUCCUCCCUCAUCAAGAUACCGUCAGACACACUGGCACUGGUCUCCCACUUUGAUAUUUACUACGUUUACGGUUUUGCCAGCGGCAGCUUUGUGUACUUCCUGACUGUGCAGCCCGAGACCCCAGAGAACAGCAUGUCAUCGAGUGGAUCCACCAGCGACCUUUUUUACACCUCUCGCAUUGUCCGCCUCUGCAAAGAUGACCGCAAGUUUCACUCCUAUGUCUCUCUCCCCAUCGGCUGUGUGAAGAACGGCAUUGAGUACCGACUACUGCAGGCCGCCUACCUCGGCAAGCCAGGACGCGUACUCGCAGCCUCGCUCAACAUUGGCGCUCAAGAUGACGUGCUCUUCACCAUCUUCUCCAAGGGGCAGAAGCAGUUCCAUCGCCCUCCAGAUGACUCAGCACUCUGUGUUUUCACCAUCCGAGACAUCAAUGCACGAAUCAAGGAGCGCCUGCAGUCUUGCUACCAGGGAGAAGGAAAUCUUGAGCUAAACUGGCUGCUUGGGAAAGAUGUGCAGUGCACCAAAGCGCCGGUGCCCAUUGAUGACUCUUUCUGUGGUCUGGACAUCAACCAGCCACUUGGAGGCUCUCAGCUGGUGACCGGUCACACUCUCUACACCGAGACCCGGGACCGCAUGACUUCUGUCACCUCCUAUGUCUACAAUGGCUACUGUGUAGCCUUUGUGGGCACCAAGAGUGGUAGGCUGAAAAAGAUCCGCGCCGACGGGCCUCCUAACGGCGGCGUCCAGUAUGAGACAAUUACAGUCGUCAAAGACGGCAGCCCCAUCCUGAGAGACAUGGCCUUCUCCCUUGACCGCAACUACCUCUACGUCAUGUCCGAGAGACAGGUGACCCAAGUUCCCAUCGAGUCAUGUGAGCAGUACGGGACAUGUGGAGAAUGCCUGAGCUCCGGGGAUCCACACUGUGGCUGGUGUGUCCUGCAUAACAUCUGCUCUCAGAGGAACCGGUGUGAGCGUGCAGAUGAGCCGUAUCGCUUCGCCGCGUCUCUCAACCAGUGUGUGAAGGCCACGGUGUACCCAGACAGCAUUGCGGUGUCAGAACCCAGCGUACCUCUGCUGGUGAAGGUGAGCGAUGUUCCGGACCUUUCUGCGGGCAUCACCUGCUCCUUUGGCAACCUGACGGAGGUAGAUGGGCAGGUCAAUGGCAACCAGAUUCUCUGUGUGUCUCCUGCUGCCAAGGACGUCCCCCUCAUCCCCACCGACCAAGAUUGGUCAGGUGUUGAAUUAAGACUCAAUUCUAAGGAGACUGGUCAGAUGCUUAUCAGCACAGAGGUCAAGUUUUACAACUGCAGCGUCCACCAACUGUGUCUGUCAUGUGUGAACAGCGCCUUCCGAUGCCACUGGUGCAAGUACCGCAACUUGUGCACCCACGACCCUUCCAGCUGUUCCUUCCAGGAGGGACGGGUCAACGCUUCAGAGGAUUGUCCCCAGCUGGUGCGAUCUGAGGAGAUUCUGAUCCCAGCAGGAGAGGUGAAGCCUAUCACCCUGAAGGCCAAGAACCUGCCACAGCCUCAGUCUGGCCAGAGAGGCUACGAGUGUGUCCUCCACAUCCAGGGGGUCAGUCACAGAGUUACUGCCCUGCGCUUCAACAGCUCGAGUGUGCAGUGUCAAAACAGCUCGUAUCUGUACGAGGGAAUGAAGAUCAGUGAGCUGCCAGUGGAUUUCUCAGUGGUCUGGAAUGGCAACUUCAUUAUUGAUAACCCAGAGAAUAUUCAAGUGCACCUUUAUAAGUGUGCGGCGCAGCGAGACAGCUGUGGCAUGUGUCUGAAGGCACAGAGGAAGUUCCAGUGUGGCUGGUGCAGUGGAGAGGGAAGGUGUACGUUACGGCACCACUGCCCUCUCAUCAACCCUUACACCACCCGCUGGCUGAACCUGUCCAGCAAGAAUGUCAAGUGCACCAACCCACGCAUAACAGAGGUGACCCCAGUGGCUGGACCCCCAGAAGGAGGCACACGGGUGACCAUCCAUGGCACAAACCUCGGGCUGGCCUUUUCGGACAUGGUGGGCAAUGUGGAGGUGGCGGGAGUGAGGUGUACGCCUGUAGAGGAGGGCUACAUCAUAGCCGAACAGAUUGUGUGUGAGAUGGAUGCAGCCCCCACUGACAGCAGACCCGGUCCAGUCCAGCUGUGCGUAGCAGAGUGCAGACCAGAACUCAGAGCUCGCUCCUCACAACUCUACUCCUUUGUGACUCCCACAGUCACAGGUCUGUCUCCAAGCAGAGGUCCAGAGUCCGGAGGCACCAAAGUGACCAUCAUGGGAGACAAUCUGGGCGCCGGCAGCAGUGUUAGUGUUCAGUUUGGGAACCAGACCUGCGAGUUCUUUGGACGGACCAUGGCGGAGAUCGUGUGCUACUCCGCUCCUUCCCUGUCCGGCGUUGGCCCCGUGCAGAUCAGCGUGAGCGUGGAUCGCGCCCAAAUCAGGGAGAGCCUCACCUUUGAGUACAUCGAGGACCCCACUGUCCAGCGUAUUGAGCCAGACUGGAGCAUUGCAAGUGGCCACACCCCUCUGAUGGUCACAGGAACCAAUCUGGAUGUGGUCCAGGAGCCCAGGAUCCGAGUCAAAUAUGCCGGCCGAGAGUCCGUCAACGUGUGUAAAGUGUUAAACACCACGAGCAUGAGCUGCUUCGCCCCCUCCCUGAUGGCAGAGUAUAACCCAGGCUUGGACACAGUGAAACACGCAGACGAGUUCGGGUUCAUCUUCAACAACGUCCAGGCACUGCUGGUCUACAACAACACCAACCUCCUCUACUACCCCAACCCUUACUUUGAGCCUCUCAGCAACUCUGGAGUCCUGGAGCAAAAACCAGGUUCACCCAUCAUUCUCAAGGGCAGAAACCUGGUUCCCCCAGCAUCAGGAGGGGUAAAGCUUAACUACACGGUACUGAUUGGAGAGACCCCCUGUUCCGUCACUGUGUCUGAGAGCCAGCUGCUGUGUGAGCCACCCAACCUCACCGGACAAUACAAAGUCAUGGUUCAAGUGGGUGGCCUCCAUGUGUCUCCCGGCACGGUCAACAUUAUGUCCGACAGCCUUCUGACCCUUCCCGCCAUCGUCAGCAUCGCCGCAGGUGGCGGCCUCCUCCUCAUCAUUGUCAUCCUGGUUCUCAUCGCCUACAAGCGGAAGUCACGUGAGAACGAUCUCACCCUCAAACGCCUGCAGAUGCAGAUGGACAACCUGGAGUCGCGCGUCGCCCUCGAGUGCAAAGAAGCCUUUGCUGAGCUACAGACAGACAUCAACGAGCUGACCAGUGACCUGGACAGAGCUGGUAUCCCCUAUCUGGACUACCGGACUUAUGCAAUGAGAGUCCUCUUCCCCGGCAUAGAGGAUCAUCCUGUCCUCAGAGAACUGGAGGUGUCAGGUAAUGGCCAGCAGAACGUGGAGAAGGCCUUGAAGCUGUUUGGCCAGCUCAUCAACAACAAAGUCUUCCUGCUCACCUUCAUCCGCACACUGGAAAUGCAGCGCUCUUUCUCCAUGAGGGACCGCGGCAACGUGGCCUCACUUAUCAUGACGGCGCUGCAGGGACGACUGGAGUACGCCACCGAUGUCCUCAAGCACCUGCUGUCAGACCUCAUUGACCGCAACCUGGAGAGCAAAAACCACCCCAAGUUACUGCUGCGCAGGACAGAGUCAGUCGCAGAGAAGAUGCUCACAAACUGGUUUGCCUUCCUCCUUCACAAAUUCCUCAAGGAGUGUGCUGGUGAGCCUCUGUUCAUGCUGUACUGCGCCAUCAAGCAGCAGAUGGAGAAGGGGCCCAUCGAUGCCAUCACGGGAGAGGCCCGCUACUCCCUCAGUGAAGACAAACUCAUUCGCCAGCAGAUCGAGUACAAAACCCUGAUCCUGAACUGUGUGAACCCGGACAACGAAAACAGUCCAGAGAUUCCCGUGAAGGUUCUGAACUGUGACACUAUCACCCAAGUGAAGGAGAAGAUACUGGAUGCCGUGUACAAGAACAUGCCCUACUCUCAGCGGCCGCGCGCUGUCGACAUGGACCUCGAGUGGCGCCAGGGGCGAAUGGCUCGCGUGGUGUUGCAGGAUGAAGACAUCACCACCAAGAUAGAAAAUGACUGGAAGCGGCUCAACACUCUCAUGCACUACCAGGUGUCGGACCGCUGCGUUGUGGCUUUGGUGCCGAAACAGACCUCGUCGUACAACAUCCCCUCCUCGGCCAGCAUAUCGCGCACUUCCAUCAGCAGAUAUGACUCUUCAUUCCGCUACACGGGCAGUCCAGACAGCCUUCGUUCUCGUGCUCCCAUGAUCACCCCUGAUCUAGAAAGUGGCGUGAAGGUGUGGCACCUGGUGAAAAACCACGAACAUGGGGACCAGAAGGAAGGGGACCGUGGUAGCAAAAUGGUCUCUGAGAUUUAUCUGACCAGGCUACUCGCAACGAAGGGUACACUGCAAAAGUUUGUUGACGAUCUAUUCGAGACGUUGUUCAGCACAGUUCACAGGGGGAGCUCUCUCCCCUUGGCCAUCAAAUACAUGUUUGACUUCCUGGACGAGCAGGCGGACAAACAUGCCAUUCACGACACAGACGUGCGUCACACGUGGAAAAGCAACUGCCUUCCACUGCGUUUCUGGGUGAACGUGAUCAAAAACCCGCAGUUUGUGUUCGACAUCCAUAAGAGCAGCAUCACAGACGCCUGUCUGUCUGUAGUCGCUCAGACUUUUAUGGACUCUUGCUCCACGUCAGAGCACCGUCUCGGCAAGGACUCCCCGUCCAAUAAGCUGCUCUACGCUAAAGACAUCCCAAAUUACAAGAGCUGGGUAGAAAGGUACUAUGCUGACAUCAACCGGCUGCCGUCUAUUAGUGACCAGGACAUGAACGCCUAUUUGGCAGAACAGGCCAGACUCCACUCCACAGAGUUCAACAUGCUCAGCGCGCUCAAUGAGAUCUACUCUUAUGUCAGAAAGUACAGUGAGGAGAUCACAGCAGCUCUGGAUCAGGACGAACAGGCAAGGAAGCAGAGGCUGGCCUACAAGGUGGACCAACUCAUUUCUGCAAUGUCCCUCGAGAGCUGAGACUGACCCCUGCUGACAGAGAGAGAGAGAGAGAGAGAGAGAGAAAGGACCACAGUCUGUACUGGACCUCCCGAAAUGGUCCUGCAUCACUUACCUCUCAUUGUGGGGGUUACAGGCCCCCAAACCAGACCUGGGAUAUAUGUGUCCACAGCCAGACAUCCAUACACCUACAAUUCUUUUGUAAAACUCCCUCUUUCCUUUCAUGAAAACAUCAGCUGAGGGUCCACACACAGAGACACAGGCCCUGCAGCUGGAGCAGACAAUAGCAUAAGGAAGGAACAUCAGCAGAGAAGACAGCGACAUGGCUUGUAUUUAUUUUUCUUUUGGUUUCUUUAAAUUGCGUGUGUUUGUGUGAGUGUGUGUGUGCGUGUGCGAGCAUGAGAGUGUUUUUUUUUUGUCGUAUUAAAUGAAGACUCCUGUGAAAGACUUGAGAGAGCAAAUGAGGAAACGGAUUCUUCCUCCAAUUGCUCGGAAACUCACAUCCAAGUGUGAGAUGGAGAUGGCAAGAAAAAAAAGAAAAGCGAGAAGCACAGGAGCAAAUCUCACGUUGGACUACUGAGUUUGCGUUCAGAUCCCUCAGAUUUUAUUUUUGUACUUGUACAUUUGAAUAUCAUCAGUUCCGGUUGAAAUAACUGCCCACUGUGCUGUAGGUGCUGUUGUAUAAAAGACACGAGGGGUUGUUAGGCUACAGCAGAGUGGUGCGGUGGUUAAACGAGCCAUGGUCCAUGUCUUCUCUCACUUCUUGCCUCCUCGGACCAAUGCUUCACAUGACACAGACUGAGAGUCUGCUCUUUUAUCCAAUCAGACGUGUACAGGAACAUCACGACGCCUGUGCUCAUCAUCAAACGAGUCGGACGGACUCCGCUCGUGAUGGUCGCAGUUCAGCCAGCAUGCUUGCACCUGAAACUGAGGGUGACAGAGAUGAAGUCCACCGUGUAUUUAGAAGAAGACCUGAAAUCAGCAUCGCUCUGGUGUCCAAGGCUUUCUUCGGCAGUUAAGUCAUCUGUGUAUGUACUGGUCAAUACUUGCCAAUCAGUGUAUGUGAAUGUACAAAAUGUUGGUUUUUUUUUUAUAUGUAUGUCUAUUUGAGUUUUGCAAACACAAAAGGGGCUCAGUUGAGCUGAGCUCCUUUGAUAUUUUCAGCACUUCGUCAAGUGAACAGUUGCAUUUGUGUGUCCUGACUUCACCUGGCCCAUCCAGCUACUUCCCCAAACACCAUGUUCCCCUGAAUCACUCUCCUACUAGAGGAGAGUGUGUGUCACCUGCGUUGUGGGCGAGAACAAACGGUUUCCAUACACUAACACUCUCAGUGAUAUACCGGCCGUUUGUAUCUCUGUUGGAAACUUGAUCACCUUUAUGUGUCCAUGCAUGCACUCGAACGUCACACAUGUUUAAGGUCCUAUCUUUGAUUUUAUCAAGUGCCAAUGAGUCAGCUGAUGGAAGAUUUUACCUGACUGCCACCCAUGUCUUGUUUACGCAGACAAUAAGAAGCCAAUCUGCGUCGGUCUACUUCGACCUAGUGCCAAAAAAAUCCUGUCAUGUCAGAUUCUUUGCCAA
Solea solea (common sole) is the source of this 7967-nucleotide messenger RNA. RefSeq names its product plexin A2 (gene plxna2). Bases 705 to 6410 code for a protein of 1901 amino acids. Gene Ontology annotation, cellular component: semaphorin receptor complex. The record is from RefSeq and is a predicted model, not a curated record. Gene Ontology annotation, biological process: regulation of GTPase activity; regulation of cell shape; regulation of cell migration. The transcript is spliced from 32 exons. NCBI's taxonomy places the organism in Eukaryota, Metazoa, Chordata, Actinopteri, Pleuronectiformes, Soleidae. Gene Ontology annotation, molecular function: semaphorin receptor activity; protein binding.